Truncatella angustata is the source of this 1329-nucleotide messenger RNA. RefSeq lists its product as uncharacterized. NCBI's taxonomy places the organism in Eukaryota, Fungi, Ascomycota, Sordariomycetes, Amphisphaeriales, Sporocadaceae. The transcript has 3 exons. Bases 1 to 1329 code for a protein of 442 amino acids. The record is from RefSeq and is a predicted model, not a curated record. Gene Ontology annotation, molecular function: protein-phosphatidylethanolamide deconjugating activity.
AUGGACACUACUUUAGACGUGGGCCGCCGCAUCGUCCAGAUGUUCUGGGACCCAGAGCCCACUAACGACGUGGUCAAAGAUCAGCCUGCAUGGUGCUUGGGCACCUCCUACAAGCUGAACAACAGCCCCGUCACCAAAUCUGCCGAAUCCGCAGCCUCUCCCUCUCGUGCCGCCCGUGAGACAUCGAAAAGCAAGUCGCCGGUACGACAGGCACCCGCAAAACAAACCGAGACACCGCCCGAGUCUAUAUCUAGUAGCUUUGACUCCUCCCUGGCAUACGAAGAGGCCCCCAAGGACGGAGGGUGGCCGCCAGCCUUUCUAGACGACUUUGAGUCACGAAUAUGGAUGACCUACCGGUCCGAGUUCGAGCCCAUCGCCAAGUCCCACGACCCCAAGGCCCUGGCCGCUCUGUCUUUCUCCAUGAGGAUCAAGCAACAACUCUCGGACCAGACCGGCUUUGCCUCAGAUAGUGGGUGGGGAUGCAUGAUACGAUCUGGUCAGAGCCUCUUGGCCAACGCCAUGGUCUUGCAGAGGUUGGGAAGGGACUGGCGCAGGAAGCCAAACGAUGCGGACGAAAACAAGCUACUUCAGCAAUUCGCCGAUGACAAGAGAGCUCCUUACUCGCUGCAUAACUUUGUCAACCACGGCGCAACGGCCUGCGGAAAGUAUCCAGGCGAGUGGUUUGGCCCGUCAGCGACAGCUAGGUGUAUACAGGCAUUGACCAACGAACACGAACCGAACCUGCGAGUCUACUCGACAGGAGAUGGCCCUGAUGUGUACGAGGAUAACUUUAUGAAGAUCGCCAAGCCCGACGGGAAGACGUUCCAUCCAACGGUCAUCCUCGUAAGCACGAGACUGGGUAUAGACAAGAUCACGCCGGUGUACUGGGAAGCGCUCAUUGCAUCUUUGCAGAUGCCGCAGUCUAUUGGAAUUGCUGGCGGUCGACCCUCGUCCUCACACUAUUUCAUCGGUGUUCAGGGUUUGUACCUCUUCUACUUGGAUCCUCACUACACCCGCCCUGCCCUUCCGUACCAUGAAGACCCCAAUGACUACGUCCCGGAGGAGGUUGAUACCUGCCAUACUCGCAAGCUUCGACGCCUCCAUAUCAAGGAAAUGGACCCAAGCAUGCUUAUUGGUUUUCUGAUCCGCGACGAAGAGGACUGGGUCGACUGGAGGCGGAGUGUGAAGCACGUCCAGGGCAAGUCUGUCAUCCACGUUUCGGACCAUGACCCCGUCGCUCAAUGCGAAGCCCAAGGCAGCAGUUUCAUGGAUCGAGUGGAGGCCAUGAGCGACGAUGAUAACGACGGCGAUGCUAUGCUUGACGACUAA